Messenger RNA from Pseudophryne corroboree (corroboree frog), 2864 nucleotides. RefSeq names its product golgi associated kinase 1A (gene GASK1A). The record is from RefSeq and is a predicted model, not a curated record. Bases 444 to 2288 code for a protein of 614 amino acids. The transcript is spliced from 5 exons. Gene Ontology annotation, cellular component: Golgi apparatus. NCBI's taxonomy places the organism in Eukaryota, Metazoa, Chordata, Amphibia, Anura, Myobatrachidae.
UCUGAGCUGGCUGCAGCGUUGCUGUACUGAGUGACACAUAAAUUGGCUGAACUUCAGUCUUCAGCAGAUUCUGCACACUAUAAGCCCACGAGGGGAAACGAAAUAUUUAAGGAAAGAAGAAGAAAGUUACUUACAGGGUUGUAGGAUUGUCAUAGUACAGCACAUUAGCUUAGAGGCAAGAGUGUGAGAGCAAAGCAGUUUAGUGCACACUAAGCAACAUUCCAUAUUAUACACAGACACCAUUCUCCUGGAUACAAGGCAUCUGGAAGAGAUACAGGCAGCUGGACCUCAGUCAGCUCUGUAAGCCAUGUGAUAGUUGUAGGAGCCUAAGGUAAAGAAAGGAUAAGACACUGCCUGCCUAUGAGAAGGAAAUCUAGACUAGCCAGCAGAAGGACAGGACUCCUUUGGAUGGCUACUCUGUCCCCUACUCUGCACUGUACACCAUGGCCCUGAGAUUAUGGCUGAGGAUGCGUUUGAAGAGAAGGCCUGUUGUUGGAUUCUGUGUCCUGUUUGCCUUUUCUGUGGUGCUAAUUAAUAGUUUUCCUGCAUUACCUGCAGACACUAGUAGAGUUACUGAUUUUCAAAAGCGCAUUAAGCACAGGAAAGUUGCCCGACACAAGUGGCUACGGGCUGACACCACAGACUCCGUUCCCAGGCAAGUCCAAAAUGCUGACCACAGAAGCUGGGACUCUGCACUCCAGAAUUACAGGCAAGACAUGCAAGGAUUCAUUAACUCCAGUCAGGACUGCAAGGAGAAAAGUAAUUUAGGUGCGCUUAGCAAGCAACCACAAUGGAAACAUGAUCAUUAUCAAACCGAAAAGAAGAGGUCCCUGACCAGAAAACAUUCACAUUCUGAAAUAUAUACCACUGGAAUUAAACCAAAGGAUCUUAUAGUGGUAGCCCAUAUAAAUAAUGGUAUGCAAAAUUACUCCGAAGGCCGAGUUAGUGUCCUUGCAGACAGGGACCUACAUAACCUGAAGAAAAGGGAUAUUUACCUUCCUAAACCUGUUUUGGUGAAAAUGAAUCCUUUACAAAAAUCCAAAACUAAAAUGCAAAUCUUACUUAAAAACUAUUCAGUAGUUCUGCCAGAACUGCAACACCAGAAAACAGAUGGACAUGUAUUUCCAUUAGAUAGGUUUUUAGCUUUGCCAGGAGCUGACUCUAUGAGGAAUGGGGGAAGUGCCAGGGAGCAAUGGAGUAAUAACGAGGCUCUUUUCCAGAAUAUUUCAACAAAAUCUAAAAGACUUUUUUUCUCAGACUGCCUUAAAUUUCAUCCCGAGCAGCGUAAGACAGCUCAUCACAGGGACAAAGAAGACUUAACAGAAAACUCUCCCCCCUGGUUUACAUCAGAUGAUUUGCAGAAGAUGAGAUUACUGUCAGAGGGUGAGGUUAUAGCAAAGUCUAGAAUUCCUGCACAUGGACAAGUACUUAAAGUAGCUCUGCGCCCAAGCCAGCUUGAUAAGCACCUUCAUAUACAGAACCAUUGCACACAAGGAUUCUGUGGAUUAAUUAAAAGACCCAGUGAUUUAUAUGAGGUUCUAGCUUUUCAUCUUGACAGGAUCCUUGGGUUAAAUCGCAGUCUGCCAGCAGUAGCCCGAAUAUUUGCAAGUGACCUAUUGCCAUAUAAGUAUACCAAUGGGGCUGCAAGGCCAAUCGUGUGGUGGGCACCUGACAUCAAACACUUAAAUGACACCAACAAUGACCAGAAUUCUCAUGAACUGGGCUGGAUAGACUAUCAGUGUAUGCUGAAGCACAGGUGUGGCAUGGAGGACUCUGGUACUUCCUUAGGUACAACACCCUGUGUGGGCAUCAAGCAUACAGAAUGGGCCAAGCUGGCUAUGUUUGAUUUUCUCCUGCAGGUUCAGGAUCGACUAGACAGAUACUGCUGUGGAUUUAACCCGGACCCCACAGAGCCGUGUGUGGAAGAUCUUCUGCAUGACAAAUGUCGCAACCCAAAGGAACUUGUCUUAGUGCACAUUCUGGUACGCCAGAGCGACCCUUCUCACUUAGUUUACAUUGACAAUGCUGGAAGACCAAACCACCCUGACAACAGUCUGAACUUUAGGCUUUUGCAAGGGAUUGAUGGGUUUCCAGGAUCAGCAGUUCAAGUGCUAAAGUCGGGAUGUUUACAGAACAUGCUAUUAAAGUCAUUGCAAGUGGACAACACAUUUUGGAACAACCAAGGAGGCUUACAAGGAGUGGCAAAAUUAGUUGAAACCAUUGUAAGGAGAGCAGAGAUCCUUGUGAAGUACAUAGAAAAACACAAUUCAACCCUUACCUCGCAAUAAUAAUGUUUUCUAACCCACAAGAAUUAGUUUUGUCCUGUUAACUGUGAUAAUACCUUGGCAGCCAGAGCCAGAAGAGUGGAGACGUACGCAUGGGGUGCUACCUUCAAGAAUGAUUUGUACAAGAAAAAAAACAACCUAGGAAGUUAUGGUCAAAAUUGUUUUGGGACUUAUAGUAAUUAGCCGGGUACACACUGGGUGACCUCCCCUAGUUAGCAAUCAGCACUAUAUUGCUGGUUUCUAAUUAGGGGAGAUCGCCAGUGCAUAUCGAUGUAUGAUAUCGUUCAAAGUAAGUGUAACUGUGUUUGUUCUCUAUGUUGUGUAUAUAUAUAUAUAUAUAUAUAUAUAUAUAUUGUAAAUGAGUAAAUCAGUGCGCUUGUCCAAAUUAUGCGAAGUACCUUACUGUAAAAGUGCAAUCUAAAGUCACAAGUAAAUUUGGUCAAAUGACCAGUCCAAUAAAUGAGUUCUUCCAAAACUUGUGUUAGGUUUAAUUGCCAAACAGUCCACACUUUCCCCGUUUUAACGGGUGGCUGCUCAGUUCUUCAAAAAGUGCCACUAGGUAUGCGUAGCCCAAAAGGG